AUGUGGCGGUUGUUAUCAAUAAUUUUAGUAUUUUCUUUUAUUGACGGCACAAUACUUCGAUUAUCACAAGUAAAUGCCUCAUUAUCUUCUUCCCACCAAUCUAAAGUUCCAGUGGAUGUUGAACUCCAAGCUGGCCUUUUACGAGGAUUUGAAUCUAUUUUUCUACACAAACGUGUUCGCUCUUUCUUGGGUGUUCCAUUUGCUGAGCCCCCAAUUGGAGAAUUGAGAUUUUUGCCUCCUCGACUAAAAAAGCCUUGGAAUGAAACCAUUGAAGCAACAACACUCGCCCCAGCAUGUUAUCAAGGAAGAGACACUUAUAACGAAUCAUUUUGGGGUUCUGAAAUGUGGAAUGCAAACACUCCAGUCAGUGAAGAUUGUCUUUACAUGAAUAUUUGGGCACCAGCUGAGGCUAGUAAUCUGACAGUUUUGGUUUGGUUUUUUGGUGGAGGUUUUUGGUAUGGAAGUCCAUCUUUGCUUCUUUAUGAUGGAAAAGCUUUGGCAUUAACUGCAAAUGCUAUUGUUGUUAAUAUAAAUUAUAGACUGGGUGCUUUUGGUUAUUUGUAUUUGGGAGAUUCUGAAGUUCCUGGAAAUAUGGGAAUGCUAGAUCAGCAACUCGCACUUUAUUGGAUUAGAGAGAAUAUUGAAGCUUUUGGAGGAAAUCCAAAAUCAGUAACUAUUUUUGGAGAGAGUGCCGGUGCUUCUAGUAUAGUUGCUCAUUUAAUUGCACCAGGAUCGCGUGGACUCUUUCACAAUGGAAUUCUUCAAUCAGGUUCAUUAGACAACCGUUGGAGUAUGGAUACCCCUAAACGUGCCUUAGAAAAAAGCCGUGACUUGGCUAAACUUGUUGGAUGUAAUCGUACAAAUAUUCAUGAUAUGGCACGUUGUCUUCGAAGAGUACCUCCUGCCGAGUUUGUUGAUCAAUUGUGGAAUAUUCCAACUCUUGGAUUUCUUGAAUUUCCUCUUGUUAUUGUUUCAAAGGAUGCAAAUUUUUUUACUAAAGAAGAUGCAUUUAUUGCAUUGAGGAACAAAAAUUUCGUUCAGGAUGUUAAUUUAAUGAUUGGAAUAAACAGCGAUGAAGGUGCAUUUUGGAAUAUUUACAAUCUCCCAAAAUUUUUUGAUCACCAAACCCAACCUCUUAUGGGGAUUAAUGAAUUUAAUGAAUGUGUAAAUACAGCUUUUGCUCGUUUACCUGAGGUCAUUAGAGCUGCUGCAGCAUAUGUUUAUACAGGAAAUAAUCGUUGUGAUUAUGCAAAUGGACAGCAUCGUUUUCUUGCUGAUCAAGUUAAUCAAAUGGUUGGCGAUUAUUUCUUUACAUGUGAUUCUCUUUGGUUUGCAGAUCAGUUUGAUGAUUCACCUGGACAUGUUUAUAUUUAUUAUUUUGAUGAACCUUCAAGUGCUAAUCCUUGGCCAAAAUGGACAGGGGUAAUGCAUGGUUAUGAAAUUGAAUUUGUAUUUGGUAUUCCUUUAUAUAAUACAUCUGCUGGAUAUUCUAAUAGAGAAAGAACUUUAAGCAAGAAAAUGAUUCAACUUUGGACAUCUUUUGCCACAACUGGUGUUCCAUCAUUAUCUGAUCAUCGAGAAGAUCGACUACACUGGCCACAAUAUCACAGUCAAAAUGCCCCUAGAUGGAUGCAUUUAAAAGCGCCUAUGCAUGCAAAUAAACGUUCAGAAUGUCGAAUAUGGAGAGCAGCCAAAGACAUGGAAUAUAGCGAAUAUGUUAUGGACAAAUUUCUCGUUUCGUCAUUAAUUAAUUCAUCAACCUCGACAUUUUUAAUAAAUAGAAUUUUGGUGGUUAUUUUAUUUUCAAUUUCUGUUUAUUUAUUUUCCUUUAAAUAA
This is a messenger RNA of Meloidogyne enterolobii, 1836 nucleotides long. NCBI's taxonomy places the organism in Eukaryota, Metazoa, Nematoda, Chromadorea, Rhabditida, Meloidogynidae. The record is from the annotation of a GenBank genome assembly.